AUGAAUAAAAAUAAUAAUAUUGAAAUAAAAUUAAAUUAUAUUGUUUUCAUUGAUAUACAACCAUAUUUAUUAUAUAAUGAAACAUUUAAAAGGAUAUUAGAAAUUAGUUUAUUAAAUAAAUCAAUAUUUAAAUCAACACAACAAAUAAUAACCCAUCAACAACAAUUAAUAAAAUUUUAUCCAUCUAUUAAUAGUAUAUUUAAAUAUAUAAAUUGUUUUGCAGAUAUAAAUUUUAACUAUGAUGAAAAUGAAUUUGAAGAUAGUGAAAAUGAAGAUAAUUGUAAAGAAAAUCAUUAUAAUAAUGUCAAUGUCGAUGGUCAAAAUAAUGAUGAUGAUGAUGAUAAUGAAAACUAUAAAUAUAAAUUAAUUCAAUAUAAAGAUAUAGAAAAUUUAUAUUGUAAAAGUAAAGAUGAAAAUUGUUUAUGUGGAAUAAAAAAAUUUUUAAUUGAAAAUUUAGGUAGUAAUAAUAAAUUAAAACACGUUACAUUGGUAAAUGGAAUUUUUGCGAAAUCACUUGCACUUGACCCAUCAUGUAAUGGUUUUUUUAAAUUUAAUAAACUUAUUUUAAAUUGGGAUCGCAAAGAAUUCCCUUGGUCAAUUCCAUAUGAAAAUGAAGAUUAUGCUAAUAUAAAACUUGAAAGUGAUUUUGAAUAUUCAUUCGAUUAUUUAAAUAGAUAUAAACCAAAAGAAAUUAAAAUCAAUACAGUAAAGGGUAAAAUGAAAUUACAUAUAACUAAAUUAAAUAACAUUUUAAAGUGUGAUUCAAUUGAAAAAAUUCAAUUCACCCAACACGAUACUCCAUCAUCAUUCUUACAACAUAUUGUAUCCUAUAAAUCAAUUGUACCACCACCACCAUCACCACCAUUAAUUAAAUCAUUAACAAUUAGAUUAUGCAUUAAUGAUACAGUUUAUUGGGAAGAUUUUAAAAAUAAUAAAAACUAUUGUUCAAGUGAAAUCGUUGGUAAAAUAUUUAAAGAUUGUCAAUUUCAAUCAAAUACAACAUUAAAGGAAUUAAUAUUAUUAGAGACUUUAAAAUAUUCAGAAAUUAAAAAGAAUCCAACUUAUUUAUUAGAAUCAUUAAUUGGUAAUAAAUCAUUAACAACAUUAGGUUUACAAGUAUUUAAACUUUGGGAUGAAUGUUUUGAAUGGAAGUCUCGAGAACUUUUAAUUCCUAGAGAAUUGAAACACUCUCUUGAUGAAGUUUCAAAAUAUUCUAAAACUCUAUCACCUCUAUUGAAAAUACCAACAAUUACAACAUUACAUUGUGAUUUUAAUUCAUUAUUAUCAUUCCUUCAACAUUGUAAUGAAAAUUCAAAUAUUAAAACUUUAAUAGUAACAAAAGGUCCAUAUGAAGAUAAAACCAAUUCAAAUAGAUAUAGUCCAACAUUAACAAAUGAUGAACUUGAAUUUAUUUCAAAUUUUUUUAAACAAAAUAAAUCUUUACAAGUUUUUGGAUUAAGAAAGAUAUAUUUUGAUCAAUUAUUAACAAUAUUUAAUAAUAGUUUUAGUAAAUUAAUUAUAAAAUUCAUUUAA
Messenger RNA from Dictyostelium discoideum AX4, 1533 nucleotides. RefSeq lists its product as hypothetical. The transcript has a single exon. Bases 1 to 1533 code for a protein of 510 amino acids. The record is from RefSeq and is a predicted model, not a curated record. Lineage: Eukaryota; Evosea; Eumycetozoa; Dictyosteliales; Dictyosteliaceae.